CGGGCGCUCCGUCUUUCCUCCCGCUAGAGUGAGGGCGCCCCCGGGAGGCUGGCAGUCGCCGCCUGGGACCCCGGCCCAGCUCCCCGGGCCGCUCGGGACGUGCGACGGUUCGGUUCGAAGUGAGGUUUCUGAAGGCUUCAAGGAAAAGCCAAUUUAGGGAAGGCUCCAUGGCCCUAGGUGAAGAUGUGGCCACGGAGGCAGACGCAUCUGUCAACAUGAAGGUCCCGUCCUGUGGCAAGUGGAACUCUGGGGAACAGGAGCUGCUGCCCCCAGGGCUUGAGCCACAGCAGCCCCUGCAUCUGGAAGUCAAGGGAGGGCCGCUGUGGAGGACUGAGGCUGACACCUACUGCAUCUCUGGAGUUUUCUUGUCACAAGCCCACACUGCCAGCGGAGAACUGGUGGCAGAUAGGUCUGAGCCUGCCCUCCGUGGCCCACUUCCUUCUGCCAGCAUGGAGACUGGAGUCUUUCAUCUCUCUGGGGGAAGGCACAUGGAGGAAAACAAGCUUCCUGCCUCCCAGGACCUACUUCAGAGGGUUAAAGUCCUUGGAACUGUAACUGUUUGCUCAGGACAUGAUGCGGGCAGUGAAGACAACCUGUCCCCAGUUGAUUCACCUCAGGUGCUGGGCCUCAGCCAGCAGCUUCACUUCUCACAGGGGGAGUCCACGGAGAGCCCAGGUGCUCCUCAGCUCUGUGGCAGAAGCAUCUCUGCCUCCUCAGUGGGCACCAGCCUCCAGGAUCACCAAGAGAAGGCAGAGCCUCAAAGUAGCGCCUUUGCCAAGGUUUCCUCUCGGGAGUUGAUUGAACCUCAAGGAACCCCCUCUGUGGUGGGGACAGGGCCUCGGCCCCUGUUGUCACCACAGCCUGUGACUCCUGGGGGUGAUGCUACUGGCCUGGGUAAGAGACAACUCUCCUUUCAGGCAGAGUACUGGGCCUGUGUGCUGCCAAAUUCCCUGCCUCCCUCUCCUAACCGCCACUCCCCGCUCUGGAACCCAAAUAAAGAGUAUGAAGAUCUGCUUGACUACACUUACCCACUGAGGCCUGGGCCUCAGCUCCCAAAGCAACUGGAGAGUCAUGUGCUGGCUGACCCUGUCAUGCAGGACUCGGGUGUAGAUCUGGACAGUUUUUCUGUCUCCCCAGCAAGCACUCUCAAGUCUCCCACUAAUAUCUCCCACAAUUCCUUAUCAGCAGAAAUGCCUGCUCUGCCCUUUUCUGGAGCCAAGGACCCAUGCCUUAAGCGUUGGCCCUUGGGAGUAUCGCAGAAGCAGGACGGCAUAAGCCUGGCAUCUUGGAACCAGCUUGCAUCAACCCCUAAAGCCUCAGGCACGGAGAAUGCUUCCCGGGAGAAGAGAGAUGCAGCCCAGAGGGACACAAAGGACUCUCUACCUAUAGGCAAGAGACUCAGUGUGGGCUCUCCCCAGCUGAGGACAAAGGAGAGGGGGCCACCCUUCCCCAGACUAGAAAGGCAGAAGAGAGCCUGCCAGAGUGUUGGGCAUCCCUCCUGUGUGAAGCCUGGGUGGAUGUCAGAAGAAGAGGUGGGAAGUGAUGAUGAGUACCUUGCCCUGCCCACCAGGCUGACUCCGGUGUCUAGUUUGGUGUCCAGCUUAGGUGCCAUUCCCACCUUCAUGAACCUCCCCACCGGGGCUGCUGAGGAGCACAGUUCACUGGAAGUCUCAGACAGUGAUGGGCCAGCGUCCCCCACAUUGGAUUCCGGCCAAAGGCAGCAUCCUUCUGGUGCUGCCUUCCAAGGGCCUGUGGUCCAGAACCCCUGCUUCGUGAACUCUGUCCAUCCUGAGGACUCCAUAGGUAAAAGCAGCAUGAUGAGCAGCCAGGCCCUCGGGGUCUCUUCUGGACUGCUGAAAACUCAACCCUCCUUGCUAGCUGCAUCAGACAGGUGGCUGUGCUCGGAGCCAGUCGCUGCAGAGAAGCUUCCUAGGAACACAGGACAGGAGAAAGCAUCAUUGGUGCAAUGUGUGCAGACAUUUUGCUGUCAGCUGGAAGAGCUGAUCUGCUGGUUGUAUAAUGUCACAGAAGUUGCUGAGCUCACUACUCCACCCAGGGCCACUCUCACGGGUCUCAAGGCUUCUCUGCAGCUUUACCGGCAAUUUAAGAAAGAUAUAGACAAACACCAGUCCCUGACAGAAAGUGUCCUGGAGAAGGGAGAGAAUCUUCUUCAGUGCCUGACGGAUAACACCCCAGUUUUAAAGGAUGUCCUCGGGAGGAUCGCAAAGCAGUCUGGUGAGCUGGAGAGCCAUGCAGAUCACCUUUAUGACUCUAUCUUAGCCUCUUUGGACAUGUUGGCUGGCUGCACCCUCAUCCCUGACAACAGACCAACAGCAGCUAAAGAACGCCCACGUGAAGGACUUUAACUCAGCAUAUCCCAGGUGGAGAUGGAGCCAUCAGCCAAGUUGGCUCUUGGGAAGAAAACUCAAAAACUCCUUGAAGAGCAUUCUACCGUGAAGGCAGGGGAGAGACAACUUUAACGUACUUGCUUUAAGAUGCCUGUCCCAUCUCUGAAGGUUCUUGAGUUACUGUUCUCAUUACAGCGAAUCCCUCCAAACUAAGGCUUUUCCUUUUGGUGCUUCUCUACCAAAAAUACGUGGCUUUACAAUGUUGAUAAAAUAGUAGGAUAUGCAGGUCUCAUGUGCCCCCUUCUGUUUAAAAAACCAGCAGUUAAAACAUGUUGAGGCCAUUUACAGAAAGCUGCUCAAGAAAGGUUCCAAGUACUUGGAAUGAAUUCUCAGGUGAUGGGUCUAAGAGUGAGGAAGUGCGUGAUCAAGACCUUGGAUCUUUUCAUCAAGUGAAAACUGGAAUUUUGUAAAUUCUAAAGGUUCUCAGCAGACAUGUUAGCCUUUAAUCUGCCACAGAAACACUUAAGUCAGUAGACCCUCUACAGAGCGAGCCCUUUGAACAACAUGACAGCAGGUGCCAUCUUUAGUGGUUAGUCUCUACCUUCUUCCUUAACUAUUUUAUGAAAAUGCAUCAGAAAGCUGGAGGCUUGUGUCAUGCUUCUGGAAGGGAACGAAGCAAACGAUAAGCUUUUGCUUACCUCUGGGGCACUGGGUUGGUCCUCUGCUCUGCUUUCCCCUGGAAGACUAGUCAGAGGAAGGGGAUGGCUACAGCCACAGUCUGUCCUUACAGAAAUUAAAGCAGCCUGUGCUGAUGAGAAAAGAGAAAGUCUUUGUUUCUUGGGAGUUAACAGGCAGUGCCUUGUCAGGAAGAAAAAAAAAAAAUCCAUGGAUCAGUAGUUCAAAGCAUCAGUUGCAACUUUUGAAGCAAAGUGAUUAUAUGCUGGUUACCACAAAUUCCACAAAGUAUCAAAGAUGGGUUUUUCAGCUUAAAAACAAAAUCAACAAGAUUUUAAAAGAUUCGCUGCUUAGACAAACAUGGUGGUACAAACUUGAAUUCUAGCCCUUGGAGGGAUCUUUUGAGGCAAAGAUUACUACUUGCUAAGCUAUACAUACAUGAAGUACAGUGUUUUCACAUGCCUGCUGCUGCACAGUAUGCCUACCAUGUCUGUGGGCAAGAUCCAAAUUAAACUGUUCUGAUUCUGCCAUCUCUAAGUCAUGCUUAUUUCCUACAUUGUACAUGGUGAAUAAUGUGCUUUCAAAACGCAAAAGAAAACGCUUUUCUAGCUAAUGAAAAUUGGUUAAAAAUCAGUACACUAACUAUUUGAUGUGGCUUUAAGUUGCCUUCCCAUCAGUAUGUUAGAGCAGCCCUCAGAAAGUAAGCCCUCAGAAAGUAAGCCCAUUUGACAGGCCUGAAUAAAACCUGAAGAUGGCAGAACCUUAAGGUGCCGCCGGCUGAAUGCAGUGAGGCACUCCUGUUCUCUUCAAGUGUGGAUUACAGUCAGCUUCAACUGACAUGUUCGUUUUGGAAUAUACUGUUUCCCAACAAAGCACUACCUUGCCUGAAGAUGGUCUAUGCAUUUGUUCAUCCUCUUUGUAACAAAAAGGUACUUUUUUUGUAACCAAAAGGUGCAAACUCUGACCUUGGCUGUGAAUGCCACUUAGGAAUAUCGACAGUUGUUAAUUAUAUCUUCUGCUGCGUGUUAAGAACUUUUGAGCUGAAAUUAUCUCAGCGUAGGAUGAUGCCAUCAUUUCCAUGUGCAUUAAAUGUGGCCAGGAUAGAUUGACAUGGCCACGUUAGGAUUUACACAUGGUCCCUUAAAGUUCAUUUGCGUUCAUAAAGUAGCAUUUUAACGCAGGGUUCUUGUGGGUCUACAGCCAACAUCGAGCACAAAACCAAGAGGCUUCAAAGACAGCUGUUCCAUUUAGGAACCUUAGGAGCCCAAAGCGGAGUGUGGCGGUGCAAGGCAUGCUGGAUGAAUGGCCAAAUACGUGCUCGAGGGAACAUCUGCCCAAGUAAGCACAAGCAGCUCGCGUGAGCCCAGUGACUACUGAUCGUUCAGGAUUCCAGCAAUGGCCACUGAGUAGAAUGUUCUUCAUAUUAUGCAAGUUACUGUGUUAUAGCCACUUUUUAUUUUUUAAUAUAAUAUUUCUUUAUUAUGUCAACAAAUUAAAGCCCCCAGUAGUCUGGAAAUGCUUAUACUUGAAAAAUAGGAUAUGUGCCCCCCCCCCCAACUGCAUUUAUUGGCACAUACAUAAAAGCAAAUAGUGAAGUGUGCUGAAAUGGUGUUGUAAGCCCUAAUCUUGCUGCCUGUGGUGGAAAACACUAGAACUUUACAAAGUCUGUAAAUACGUUUAUAUGAAAAAUGUUUUCUGCUAAUAAAGAAUAAGCCGACAGUUUGAACAACUUUUGCUGUUGUAAAAUUGAAGUGCAUGGCAUCACUUUGUCUUAUAUUGUUUUUGUAUCAUUUAGUUAUUAUAGAAAACAGUUUAUGAACUCUUUCUCCCUUUAUAUUGACAAGGAAAAACUCCAACAGUGACUCUGUGUGUGUGUGUGUGUGUGUGUGUGUGUGUGUGUGUGAGUGAGAGAGAGAGAGAGAGAGAGAGAGACCCCCAUAUAAUUCCUGGCGAUCUCAGGAAUUUCCAGUUGCCUUAUCUUAUAUAAGGACGAAUAGACCCAACAAGCACAUCUAUAAUACAAAGUAAACUAUGAUUUUAUUGUGAAAUUCUCAUAGAUGGAAAAUUAAAUUGAAUAUUUAUUCUGUCCAUUUUCAUUUUACAAUAAUCUUACCACUUAUUUUUGUACCAUGUAUUUCAAUCGUCUGUUUAGUGAAAAAUAAAGAAACCUGUAAUUUUUGGCUUAUUUUUAGUUUAAUAUUUUAUCAUUAAAGACCCCAUAAUAAAAUGUGUUGUCAGCAGUCACAUCCUAAGCCCCCAAUUGAAGAAUGUUUGGCUGCUGCUUAAACCAAAGGAAACAGUCUCUGACCUCUGUCACCUUAAAUGCUAGUGUCCGCAAGAGACUUUGUUUCCCACAGCAAGACAAAAGCAAAGUCUAGGUCUUGAAGGUCCUAGUUAACAACUUUCACACAUGCAAAAAGUUCACCGAAAUAAAUAUAUUAUUUCUCUCAUCACUCC
Messenger RNA from Onychomys torridus (southern grasshopper mouse), 5480 nucleotides. RefSeq names its product centrosomal protein 68 (gene Cep68). Lineage: Eukaryota; Metazoa; Chordata; Mammalia; Rodentia; Cricetidae. Bases 168 to 2366 code for a protein of 732 amino acids. The transcript has 7 exons. The record is from RefSeq and is a predicted model, not a curated record.